AUGUCGCAACAUACCAAUAAAACUUAUUUUAACUGGAGAACUUGUUUCUCACUUAUAUUAUGGUGUAAACACGCGAAAAUGGUAAAACUCAAUAAUAGAGUCUUUACAAUACAAGUAACUGAAGAGUUUGGAAGUCCUGGUUAUGUUUGUCAAAGUGAACAACUCAGCAUAUUUAGCUUGAAAAAUAAAGAUAUUACAGAUCAGUUACGUAUAAACAUUCCUUUUCAUCUAUUUACAAUUCAAAUUGAUAAAUUUUCAAUUAUAAUAUAUGGGCUGGGUGUAUCUACAAAUGAGAAUUAUUUAGGAGCAGGUCCAGGCUAUAUGUUCUCAUUUAUUCAUAAGUAUUCUCAAAAACGAUGUAAUACAUCUGUAGAAGUUUGGAAUAAAGCUAAAAUAUUGGGAAAAUUCAGUGGAUCAAGUUUAUUUGGACUUGAGCAUCCAACAACACAACGUUUAUUAUAG
Molecule: messenger RNA, 462 nt
Organism: Funneliformis mosseae
Lineage: Eukaryota; Fungi; Glomeromycota; Glomeromycetes; Glomerales; Glomeraceae
Source: the annotation of a GenBank genome assembly